GCUCACCAGCAAGGAGGACAUCGAGUACAUCCGUGAGGCGCUGACGGUGGGCCGGGGGGAGGACGAGGCGCGGCGCCACCUGCUGGACCAGAUUGAGAUCUGCAGAGAGAAAGCCAAUCAUCUGUCACCAAGUGUGUAAUCCAGCUAAUCCUGAGUGGCCCCGCCCCCAAAUCCUGAGUGGCCCCGCCCCCAACACUGACGCUGAAGGACCAUGGCUCUCCGCAGAUCGUCCUCCUCCACCUGGACAGAGUCGCGAGGAACUGGACGAGGUCUGAUCCGGGUGGCCACGGCUCUCAGCGAGUCCUCCUCCAUCCACAGCGACGCCCUGUACCACCUGACCAGGGACGUGUCCGUCAUGGGUCUGGACCCUCUGACCUCCAGCAUCCACAAAGAGCAAGUCUGGAACGAGGAGGCCCAGAGUCUUCUGAAGGUGGUGAGUCCGGUAUGGAGCCCCAAAGACAGCGGCGAGGGCCUCCACUUCUCCGACGGCCGCCGGAAAGUCGACUACGUUCUGGUGUUCCAUCAGCGGAGACACAUCUCCAUGCGCUCCCCCGCCAGCACCUCGGUUUCCCACGACCGACUGUCCAUCGUCUCCAACGGCAACUUCCCGCCGUCGCUGGGCUCGGAGGGGAAAGGAGGCGGCGGGGAGUCUGUGAGCAUCGGCGAGGUGUUUAUGGAGCUGGACAGUGGAGGAGGCGACGAGGCGGCCGAGCCUGCCGACCACGACAUGCAUCUCAUCCGGCAAGAGUUUGAGGCCAACCUGCUGGAGGCCGGCCUGGAGAUAGAAAGAGACCGAGAGGUGAAGGCCCACGGCCUGAGCUUCACUCGUCUUCACGCUCCUUGGCCCGUGCUGUGCAGGGAGGCGGAGUUCCUCAAAAUCAAAGUCCCCACCAAGACGCGCUACGAGCUGAAGGAGGAAGGUGCGUUCAGUAGCAGCGUGAGCAGCCUGUGGAGGAAACUGAAGCAGCCUUUCCAGCCCAAAGUGCCGCAUCAGGACCACGGAGCCACAAAGUUCCUCACACACUGCUUCUCCAGGGACAAGCUCCACCUGUACAACAUCACAUCCAAAGACACGUUCUUCGACAACGCCACAAGGGGUCGGAUCGUGUAUGAGAUCCUGAGAAGGACCAUCUGCGCGCGGAGCUGUCAAACAAUCGGUGUCACCACCUUGAUCGCCAAGGGGGUCUACGACGCUGCCUUCCCCUUGCAUGAUGGGGAUUACAACGCCAGCGGACACCCUGAAGAGAGGAAUGACCGGCAGGUUCUACACGAGGAGUGGGCCCGGUACUCCGCCUUCUACAAGUACCAGCCUAUUGAUCUGGUCAGGAAGUACUUUGGAGAGAAGAUUGGCUUGUACUUUGCCUGGCUUGGUGUUUACACUCAGCUGCUGGUGCCAGCCUCCAUCGUGGGCAUCAUCGUGUUUGGCUACGGGGUGGCAACAGUGGACACCAACAUCCCCAGCCUGGAGAUGUGUGACGAGCGUUUCAACUUCACCAUGUGUCCUCUGUGCGACGGAGCCUGCGACUUCUGGCAGCUCAGCACCGCCUGCGGCACCGCCAGGGCCUCGCACCUGUUCGACAACCCCGCCACCGUCUUCUUCGCUAUCUUCAUGUCUCUGUGGGCCGUCUUGUUCCUGGAGCACUGGAAGCGCCGUCAGAUCAGCUUGAGCUUCAGCUGGGACCUGACCGGCAUCGAGGAGGACGAGGAACACCCCAGGCCGAAGUAUGAAACUGUCCUACUCCAGAAGAGACAGCGCAAGCAGCAGCAGAAGAAGAAGAAGAAGAAGAAAAAGAAUCAGCCCGUGAAGCAGGAGGAUGGCACAGUGACAGGGAAGGACAGGUGGAGGAGACAACUUCUUUCAGCCGUGGCUGCAGGAAGACCGGCGGCCAUUGACAAGUUAACCUGGAAGGACCGUCUUACUGGAUAUUGUAUCAAUGUUUCCUCCAUCCUUUUCAUGUUCGGCUUGACCUUCUCUGCAGUUUUCGGCGUCAUCGUGUACCGCAUCACCGUAUCGGCCCUGAUGGCCAUGAGUCCAGACCCGGAGACCAAGUCCAACGUGCGCGUGACGGUGACAGCCACCGCCGUCAUCAUCAACCUGGUGGUCAUCCUGAUCUUGGACGAGAUCUACGGCCUGGUGGCGGUGUGGCUGACCGAGCUCGAGAUUCCUAAAACCGAGACCAACUUUGAGGAGCGUCUGGUCCUGAAGGCCUUCUUGCUGAAGUUCAUGAACGCCUACGCGCCCAUCUUCUACGUGGCGUUCUUCAAGGGGAGGUUCGCAGGCCGACCUGGACGUUACGUGUACGUCUUUAACGACUACCGCAUGGAGGAGUGUGCGCCUGGAGGCUGCCUCAUCGAGCUGUGCAUCCAGCUCAGUAUCAUCAUGCUGGGCAAGCAGCUCAUCCAGAACAACAUCUUUGAGAUCGGCAUCCCGAAGCUGAAGAAGUUGGUGCGCACGCUGAAGGACAAGGGAGGAGCUGAGAAGGAGGCGGAGGAGGAGAGGCCGCCACAACAGUGGAACCUGGAUUACGCCCUGGCCCCCUUCGAGGGCCUCACGCCUGAAUACAUGGAGAUGAUUAUCCAGUUUGGCUUCGUGUCUCUCUUCGUGGCGUCCUUCCCGCUCGCUCCUCUCUUCGCUCUGCUCAACAACGUCAUCGAGAUCCGCCUGGAUGCCAAGAAGUUUGUGACGGAGCUCCGCAGGCCGGUGGCUGCACGCGCCAAAGACAUCGGUAUCUGGUACAACAUCCUGAGUGGCAUGGGGAAGUUCUCAGUCAUAAUAAAUGCCUUUGUGAUCUCCUUCACGUCGGACUUCAUCCCUCGCCUGGUCUACCAGUACAUGUACAGUCACACGGGCACCAUGCAUGGCUUCAUCGACCACACCCUCUCCUACUUCAACGUGUCCAACUUUAAACCCGGCACGGCGCCACACAACUCUCAUCACGGAGACGUCACCGUCUGCAGGUACAAAGACUACAGAGAGCCUCCCUGGUCUGCAGACGCGUACCAGUUCUCCAAACAGUACUGGUGUGUCCUGGCAGCCAGACUGGCCUUUGUCAUCCUAUUUCAGAACCUGGUGAUGUUCCUCAGCCUGCUGGUGGCCUGGGUGAUCCCGGACAUCCCUAAAACCAUCGUGGAGCAGCUGAAGCGCGAGAAGAAGCUGCUGGUGGACGUCUUCUUGCGAGAGGAGAAGGACAAGUUCCAUCUCAUCCAGAGCCUCUUCGCCAAGGACGCCCCCUUCCCCCUCCCGGGCCGCUACAGCACCCUGCCCCAGUGCCCCACUCAGUCCCUGGCCGGGGACUCGGGAGCAGGGGGGCCCCGGGCCAGGUGCAGGGCGGCCAGUUUCGGCUCGUCCAGCAGGAAUGAGAACUCCAGACACACGGCCGUGUGAGCUUCGAACCUGGAACGCUCUUCACCUGACCUUGUCUUCUUCUCACCCUCCUUUCUUUCCACUUCAACGUGAGGCUCACAGCUUCAUAGCGUAGACCAGCAAUAAUCCUCAACACCCGGUCCUGGACCCCCCCGGACUCUGUCUGGGGGGGCCGACAUGAGUGUAGGUCGUACCUUCUGGGGACACAAACUUGACCAUGCUCCUUGUGGUUCUGUUUGCCUCGUUCCUGUGAGAAUCCUGCGUGCAUUACGGAGCGGGACUGUCCAGGGCUAGCUGCAGUUUGCUCAAAUGACCACCAGGUAGCGUAUGUGAGCAGAUAAUACCGUAUCAUCCCUUUCUCCGUCUGACUUAGCAGGUCUUCACGUGGAGGGAACGCCAUCCUUCUGUAAGUGAGGGACUCAUCCAGACUUUGUCUACUAGGUUUGUAGCAUUUAGUCAUCGUUAGUGGAAGAGCUUCCUGAAACUAUUUAUUCUCUGUACGCCUUCCUCCAUCCAGGGGUGUCCAAAGUCCGUCUCCUGCCAACCUGUCUCUUUCAAACAAAAUCACUGAUGAGAUAUCACACAAAUAUGUUGAUGUUUUCUUCAGGUAGCUUAGUUUAUAUUCACCGACACUGGAUUACUUUGCCAUUCCUCCUUUUUGAAACAGUAUUGUCACAAACUGUCAUACCAGGUACAGUCCUGGUCAAAAGUGUACGUACACUAGUAAAGAACAUCAUGUCAUGGCUGUCUUGACUUUACAAUCAUUUCUUAUUUUUUUGUGAUGUAGUGAUUGGAGCACAUGUUGCUCACAAAAAAACAUUC
Messenger RNA from Entelurus aequoreus (snake pipefish), 4186 nucleotides. Its product is annotated as anoctamin-2-like. Gene Ontology annotation, cellular component: plasma membrane. Gene Ontology annotation, molecular function: protein dimerization activity; chloride channel activity. The record is from RefSeq and is a predicted model, not a curated record. Lineage: Eukaryota; Metazoa; Chordata; Actinopteri; Syngnathiformes; Syngnathidae. Gene Ontology annotation, biological process: chloride transmembrane transport.